Molecule: messenger RNA, 684 nt
Organism: Ailuropoda melanoleuca (giant panda)
Lineage: Eukaryota; Metazoa; Chordata; Mammalia; Carnivora; Ursidae
Gene: COPZ1
Product: coat protein complex I subunit zeta 1
Exons: 9
Coding region: 94-627 (177 amino acids)
Biological process (GO): intra-Golgi vesicle-mediated transport; intracellular protein transport; retrograde vesicle-mediated transport, Golgi to endoplasmic reticulum
Cellular component (GO): COPI vesicle coat
Source: RefSeq, a predicted model, not a curated record
UCCUCCUCUUGGGCGGGGUCUAAUGAGAACGCGGGACCAAUCAGCGGCGGUGUUGCUUUUGCGGCUCCACGUCGGCACCAGCGGCGGGGCAAGAUGGAGGCGCUGAUUUUGGAACCCUCCCUGUAUACUGUCAAAGCCAUCCUGAUUCUGGACAAUGAUGGAGAUCGACUUUUUGCCAAGUACUAUGACGACACCUACCCCAGCGUCAAGGAGCAAAAGGCCUUUGAGAAGAACAUUUUCAACAAGACCCAUCGGACUGACAGUGAAAUUGCCCUCUUGGAAGGCCUGACAGUGGUAUACAAAAGCAGUAUCGAUCUCUAUUUCUAUGUGAUUGGCAGCUCCUAUGAAAAUGAGCUGAUGCUCAUGGCUGUUCUGAAUUGCCUCUUUGACUCAUUGAGCCAGAUGCUGAGGAAAAAUGUAGAAAAGCGAGCUCUGCUGGAGAACAUGGAGGGGCUGUUCUUGGCUGUGGAUGAAAUCGUAGAUGGAGGGGUGAUCUUAGAGAGCGAUCCCCAGCAAGUGGUACACCGGGUGGCAUUAAGGGGUGAAGAUGUCCCCCUUACGGAGCAGACCGUGUCUCAGGUGCUGCAGUCAGCCAAAGAACAGAUCAAGUGGUCACUCCUUCGGUGAAGACCUCACUGUUCCUGGCUCCUCACCCCCUCAAAAAAUCCACACGUCUGCUGUGAC